Messenger RNA from Rhagoletis pomonella (apple maggot), 1142 nucleotides. RefSeq lists its product as uncharacterized. NCBI's taxonomy places the organism in Eukaryota, Metazoa, Arthropoda, Insecta, Diptera, Tephritidae. The coding region runs from base 124 to 1113 and encodes 329 amino acids. The record is from RefSeq and is a predicted model, not a curated record. The transcript has 2 exons.
AAGAAGACAAAACUAAAUGAAAAGUUGUGUGGCUAAGCGCGUUUUUCGGGCGUCUCUUCAAUUCAACAAAAAUGGAUAAGUGGCUCACUCGGCAAAACAAUAUAACUAAAGAAGCAGAUUGUGAUGAAAAGUAAGUAUUACUAUUUACAAGUGGUUUUUGUUUCGUUGACACUUCCGUUUAGCAAUAAUGAAGGCGAAGAGGGGCAAAAUGAAAACCCGGCCAAAAAGAAAAAAUUUGAAAUUCGUUUUAGGAAGGAAUGGAAAGAAACCUAUCCAUGGUUACAAGAAGAUCCAAAUAUUAAACAGGGUAAAAAGUGUUUAUUGUGUUGCGUACCCAUUUUCGGCAACUUAAGCCAUAUUUUUCGCCAUGCAAAUACUGAUUUGCAUAAGAAGAAUGAAAAUAUUGCGAAAUCAACGAUUAAAAUUUCCAACUUUACUCAGCAAAAUAGUGAAGAAAAUAGAAUUAUGCAUUCUGCAAAAGAUCUCGAAAUUCGUUUAUGCUUGUUUGUGGCAGAACACAAUCUACCUUUUACAUCGUUGGACCAUCUAUCGCAGUGCGUAAAAACAGUGAAGGACUCAAAAAUAGUUUCGAAAAUGUGUUUGAAUCGGCAAAAAGGGCAGAAAAUAAUAACGUCAAUAACCGGACCAGAGAAUUGCAAAUCAAUUUGCAAUGCAGCUAAUACGCAAUAUUACUCUGUGAUCAUAGACGAGAGUACAGAUGUGUCCAUGAACAAAAAUCUUGCAGUUAUUAUACGGAUUUUCACACAAAACUGCAGAGACAGGUUUUUAGAUUUUGCAUCGGUUGCCAAUUCUACUUCGAUAGGAAUUUUUAAUAGCCUGAUGAAGGUAUUGAAGGACCAUAACAUUUCCACAGAAAAUUUACUCGGGUUUGCUGCAGACAACUGUAACGUUAUGAUGGGCAAACGCAAUGGCGUCCAAGCGAAACUAAGAGCGAUUUGUCCAAAAAUAUUUAUAAACGGAGAUGUUUGUCAUAAUUUAAACUUAUCUUCAGAAGCAGCUGCUUCAAUGCUCCCCAGAGAUGUUGAGAAACUUAUGCCGAGCAUUAAUCAUCACUUUUGCCAUAGUGCAAGCCGAAAGGCUGAUUUUUUUUAAUUCCAACAAGAGUUUGGAAGUGAACUGCA